Diversispora eburnea is the source of this 1185-nucleotide messenger RNA. The record is from the annotation of a GenBank genome assembly. NCBI's taxonomy places the organism in Eukaryota, Fungi, Glomeromycota, Glomeromycetes, Diversisporales, Diversisporaceae.
AUGGGUAAAGGAGAAGGAAUUAAAAACUAUUACCAGACAAAGAUAGAGGAGUCAGAGUUAGUCAUAAAUGAAAAGACUCAAAAUUUGAGACGUUUAGAAGCCCAAAGAAAUGCGUUGAAUGCUAAAGUUCGACUACUUCGAGAAGAAUUACAACUUUUACAAGAACCUGGGUCAUACGUUGGGGAAGUAGUUAAACUUAUGGGCAAAAAGAAAGUGUUGGUUAAGGUACAUCCUGAAGGGAAAUAUGUCGUUGAUAUUGCUCCAGAUAUUGACAUUGCCAAUAUCACACCAACUUGUCGUGUAGCUCUUCGAAAUGAUUCGUAUACAUUACACAAAAUUCUUCCUAACAAAGUUGACCCACUUGUUUCUUUGAUGAUGGUAGAGAAAGUACCAGAUUCUACAUAUGAAAUGGUUGGAGGAUUAGAUAAACAAAUUAAAGAAAUUAAAGAAGUAAUAGAGUUACCUGUAAAACAUCCAGAAUUAUUUGAAAGUUUAGGUAUUGCUCAACCAAAGGGUGUUUUACUUUAUGGUCCUCCUGGAACUGGAAAGACUCUACUAGCACGUGCAGUAGCUCAUCAUACAGAUUGUAAAUUUAUUCGUGUUUCUGGUUCUGAGUUGGUCCAAAAAUAUAUCGGAGAAGGGAGUAGAAUGGUUAGAGAAUUAUUUGUUAUGGCAAGAGAGCAUGCUCCCUCAAUUAUUUUUAUGGAUGAAAUUGAUUCAAUUGGAUCUUCACGUAUAGAAUCUGGUUCUGGAGGUGGGGAUUCAGAAGUACAAAGGACAAUGUUAGAAUUGCUUAAUCAAUUAGAUGGAUUUGAACCUACUAAAAAUAUAAAGGUCAUUAUGGCGACUAAUCGAAUUGAUAUACUUGAUCCUGCACUGUUACGACCUGGUAGAAUUGAUAGGAAAAUCGAAUUUCCACCACCAUCUGAAAUUGCUCGCGCAGAUAUUUUAAAGAUUCAUUCACGUAAAAUGAAUCUAACUCGAGGUAUUAAUCUACGUAAAAUUGCUGAAAAGAUGACAGGUUCUAGUGGUGCAGAAGUCAAGGCCGUUUGUACGGAAGCAGGUAUGUACGCGUUGCGAGAACGACGUGUACAUGUAACUCAAGAAGAUUUCGAAAUGGCAGUAGCAAAGGUUAUGAAGAAGGGAGAAGAGCAAAACGAAAGUUUACGAAAACUAUGGAAAUAA